AUGGAGACAAUUCAAAAAAGUUGGUCAGAACCUAUUAUUGGAGAUCCUGCCUUUGUGUUUGAAACAAAGUUGAAGAGGUUAAAAAAUAUUCUUAAAGAAUGGAGUUGGAAGGUUUUUGGGAAUGUGAAUUUCCAGAUUAAAGAAGCUGAGGUCAGAGUUCAAAAAGCAAUGGAAAAAUAUUAUAACAAUCCUUUUAAUGAAGAGAAUUUGAAUGAGUUGGUGGAAGCACAAAAUGUGUUUAACACUAAGGAGGUCCAACUAAAUGCAAUGAUGAAACAAAAAGAAAGAAUAGCAGAUCUUCUAGUAAGUCAUUUUGAGAAUAAAUUCAAAUUUAAAGAAGUUCAAGUAGCAGAUUCAUUACUAGAGGUUAUUCCAAAAUAUAUUACCAAAGAAGACCAAAGUAUGUUGGAUUCCAUUCCUAACACAGAAGAGAUCAAAAGCAUUAUUUUCAGCAUGGAUCCAGAUAGCUCUCCAGUUCCAGAUGGAUUCUCAGGAUGCUUUUAUAGAGCCUAUUGGCAGAUCAUAGUGGAUGAUGAAGCAAAAAAUCAGAAUCAAUUUAGGACAAUUGGCCUGAGUAAUGUGAGCUUUAAAAUUAUCACAAAGAUACUGACUGUAAGGAUGAGCACUCUGAUGGAAAAGCUGGUGGCCCCUCAGCAAGAAGUUUCCAUAAAAGGCAGAUGCAUUCAGGAGAAGGUUUUACUUGCAUCUGAAAUGGUCAAUGAGAUGAAGAAGAAAAGAAGAGGAGGUAAUGUUGGACUUAAACUUGAUAAUUCACAAGCAUAUGACUCUGUCAUUUGGGAAUUUAUUUUUCAACUACUUCAGAAAUUUAGUUUUUCAGCAAAUUGGUGUGAUUGGUUGCACAAAAUCUUUAAAUCAGCAAGAAUAUCAUUGCUAAUAAAUGGAGGUCCAUGUGGAUUUUUUCCUGUGAGUAGGGGUCUAAGUCAAGGAGAGCCCCUUUCUCCAAUUUUGUUUGUGCUAAUGGAAUAA
Papaver somniferum (opium poppy) is the source of this 987-nucleotide messenger RNA. RefSeq lists its product as uncharacterized. Bases 1 to 987 code for a protein of 328 amino acids. NCBI's taxonomy places the organism in Eukaryota, Viridiplantae, Streptophyta, Magnoliopsida, Ranunculales, Papaveraceae. The transcript has 3 exons. The record is from RefSeq and is a predicted model, not a curated record.